CGGUUACGUUCCCCCCCCCCGCCGCUUCGCCUCCCUCCCAGCGGGGAGAGCCAUGCGGCCGCCCUGCCGCGCCGCAGCCGUGCCGAGCCCUGCCCGCGGGGAGGGCGGCGGUUUGGCGGGGCCGCUUCUCCCCGGGGUGCUCGCCUGCCUCGUGUGGGUCUGCGGGGCCCGGGGCCCGCCGGAGGCGUUGUGCCCCGCUGUGCCGGGCCCGAACGCGUCGCGCCUGGAGCGGAGCUGUGACAGGGAGCGGGCGGCUGCCGGCAUCGGCGCGUGGGGCCUGAGCUCGGGGAGCCUGCUGGAUUCUUUUCCAAUUGAUCCAAUACAAGAAAAUUAUGUCCGUACUGUGAGAAACUGCAUUUUUUCCAUUGUCUAUCCCAUACCUUUUAAAUCCACAGUUCUUCUUGUGGCUGUUUCAGAGGAAGUUAUUGAAGAUAUUUUGGAUCUUCAUAUAUCUGUCAAAGAAACAUCUGAUUUUCUUCAGUUUGUCAGCGGUGAAAAAGUGUUACAUGGGUCUGUUCCAUUGGCCCAUAGGUACGGAGGUCAUCAGUUUGGCAGCUGGGCAGGUCAGCUGGGGGACGGAAGAGCCCACUUGGUUGGAGUGUACACAAACAGGCGUGGUGAGAGGUGGGAACUACAGUUGAAGGGCUCAGGAAAGACCCCAUACUCCCGGAAUGGUGAUGGAAGAGCUGUGCUUCGCUCUUCUGUGCGGGAAUUUCUGUGUAGUGAGGCUAUGCAUUAUCUUGGAAUUCCAACAAGCAGAGCUGCUAGCUUAGUUGUAAGUGACGACGACGUGUGGAGGGACCAGUUUUACAAUGGAAAUAUUAAGAAAGAGAGAGGUGCAGUAGUACUCCGUCUUGCCAAAUCGUGGUUUCGUAUAGGAUCCUUAGAAAUCUUGGCUCAUUCUGGGGAACUGGACUUACUAAGGAGAUUGCUGGACUUUAUCAUCCAGGAACAUUUUCCAUCAAUAGUCCCCAACAAUUCAGAUAGGUAUCUGGAAUUUUUCUCUACAGUCGUAUCAGAGACAGCAAAUUUGAUUGCAUUGUGGAUGUCUGUGGGUUUUGCACAUGGUGUGUGCAAUACAGAUAACUUCAGUUUGUUAUCCAUAACAAUAGAUUAUGGUCCGUUUGGAUUUAUGGACUCCUAUGACCCAAAUUUUGUUCCAAACACGUCUGAUGAUGAAGGGAGGUAUAAGAUAGGAAACCAGGCAAAUGUUGGGCUGUUUAAUCUGAACAAGCUGUUACAAGCACUGAAACCUUUAUUGGAUCCCAGGCAAAAACAGCUAGCUUCCCAGAUUUUGGAAGAGUAUGGUCAAACCUAUUAUGUCCGUUUUACAGAAUUGUUCAAAAGAAAACUGGGGCUUCUUGGAGACAGUGAGGAUGAUAACUAUUUGAUUGCUUUUCUUCUAAAACUCAUGGAAGAUACAAAGGCUGAUUUCACAAUGACAUUUCGACAGCUCAGUGAAAUUACUGCAGACCAAUUAAAGGAGCUCCGUAUUCCUGAGGAGUUCUGGGCCCUGCAGGAUCUGGGAAAACACGGGUUAUUUUCAGAAUGGGUUUCUAUGUACCUCUCACGGUUAGAUGGGAACAAGGGUGAUUCAGACAUCAAGAGAAGAAGAAGAAUGACAACCGUUAAUCCUAGAUACGUGCUUAGGAAUUGGAUGGCAGAAUCAGCAGUGCAGAAAGCUAACCUGAAUGAUUUUUCAGAGGUUCAGCUCCUGCAGCAGGUCUUACAGCAUCCCUUCCAGAGGCAGCAGGCUGCAGAGAAAGCAGGUUAUGCCCUGCGCCCGCCUGCUUGGGCCAGGGGUCUUAAAGUGAGCUGCUCAUCCUGAGGGAAACUUGAACAAGCAGAACAACUGUCGGAGUUCAGGUAGGAGUGAGGAAGCCUUACUCCCUCAUGCAUUGUGGACUGGAAUCUGCUGCUCUGCUAAACAACUUCUUGACCAACUUUAUAAAGUCUAAAGAUUAAAGAAAUGGACCACUAUGUAUGUUUGCAUCAACAAAUUACACUGGUGUUUGUGACCAUCUUGGGAGUGGUUACCCAAAGUACCUUCGCCAGAAUCAGGUGUGUGCUAAGCCUACCUCUCUGUUCUUGUUCUCUGUUCCUCUCUUCUUUCUUUGUAUGAGGGAGAUUAUAGUGCAUGGAUAUAAUGACUCAGGGAAUUUUCACAGGUGGCACAUGAAAAUGGACUUCCUUGCAAGUAUCCUGUUAUGUGUAUUCUCAGGUCCAUAUACCUGUUGUAUUCAGCCUCCUGCUGGUCUGACAAACGUAUUUCCAAGCUGUUACUUAGCAGCAUACGUUGUAACCAGCAGGACUCAUCUUUGUUUUUAGUCCAGUGUCUGUGUUUGACAUUGCAAUUCUAGAUCAUGAAACUAAGUGUAUAAAACAAAAUUAAUAUAUAAGCAAUUGGGUGCAAUGUAAUGCUACAAAGCUGAUAGCAAAAUUUGCUUAUCUGGGGCUUUGUUACUUCUUGAUGCUACCUCAGCUCUUCCCAGUUCCAAAAUGGAUUGUUUUAGAAGAGCCAACUGUCCUAAGUGCUGUUUGCAUCUGAAAUGAAGGCUGUGCUAUGAUUAGCAAUUCAUAAAUCUGUUUCUAUACAAGUAUAAUUAGCCAGGGAAAAAUAUAUUAUUAGAAAUCUUCCACUGGCUAAAAAAAAAAUACACAAAUGUGUUUGCAUCUUAAGUACAGUCAACACAAUUAUUUGGGAUGUUUUUUCUUUGGCUAUAUGCUUGCUCAGCCUGAGUUAACUCCUUUUACAAGCAGUAAGUGCUCUUCUGCAGCAGCUGGGAUGAGCAUUUGAGGCAGCACUGCCCCAGCUAAGAGUAGUGGGCUGGUGGGAGCUCCUGUACAACACUGCUGCAAGUGGUGGCCUUCACAGCCAGAGGGAACACUGCUGCUGAUACCUGUUCUACAGUAAUUUGAAAACAGCAUGUUCUCGUGAAAUGGUAUCUUGACUGUUCUGCUUUCAUAAAAAUCACUGCUGACUGUUGCAGGUAAUCACACUGCCUUAGAGUAUUUUGCAAGACCAUCACAAUUUGUAAGUCUUAGCUAUACUGAAUUUCUUCUGCUCUGCUUGUCUCUCUCAAAGAGAAUGCACGUAUUUCCCAGUUAGUACAAGGCUGUUAAUGGUAACUCAUAAAUAAGAGUUUUGUACUUUUUCACUGAGAGGGCAGUAAGGCACUGGCACUGCUGCCUCGAGGAGCUGUGGGUGUCACAUUCUUGGAAGAG
Phasianus colchicus (ring-necked pheasant) is the source of this 3225-nucleotide messenger RNA. RefSeq lists its product as uncharacterized. NCBI's taxonomy places the organism in Eukaryota, Metazoa, Chordata, Aves, Galliformes, Phasianidae. The record is from RefSeq and is a predicted model, not a curated record.